CAGAAAAUAUAACUGAUAAUUAUGACAAAUUAUAUAUAUAUUCGUAGACAUGUUAUUGUGUAGCUAAAGGGUCCAUCCUUUAGUUAGUUGUCUUACAUCUGUUAUCGACGUAGCAGGGACCCCAUGGCAUAAACUGCUCUUCAUGUGUUUUUUUUUUUUUUUAAGCAAACAGUUCAGGAGCUCACAAUGCAAGAACAUUGUACAACACAGAACAAGCAAACAUAACCAGGGGGAAGUGGACAAAUAAGUCAAUACAAAUAGAAAUAAACUACAACUCGAAAGCAUUACAGUAAUUUAAUGUCUUAAUGGCCUUAUUUUUUCACGCUUUAAUAGUUUUUAUGUACUGUUUAAAUUCUUUAAGAAAAGCGAAAGAAUUGUUUUUUUUUUCCUUAGCAAAUGUGUGUACAUGAUCCUCGUGCUACGAGGGGUCGGGUUACAAAUGUUACAUUGUUUCUGUUUUCCGAGCGAGCGGAACCUGCGUUUCCCGGCCGCGCCGAUAGGUGUCAGUAGAGCGCAGACGCAGGAUAGUUGAGUGCCGCCUCAGUUCAACUGGCCUGCGCUGUGUUUAUAGCUCGUGUCCGGUGUUCAGUAAGUAGAAUGUUCCCGUUACCAUGGAGACCACAGUGACAUUAAUAGAACGGGAAAGCUGCGCACUCACUGAUAUGAAUGAGUCAAAAAAUGAGGACUUAACAGGAAUUUCUAUAAAUUUGUGCGGUCUGGACAAAAUCACCUGCUAAAUGAAUAAGUAAAUAGAAGUGUAUGUGUAAAGACUAGAAGUUUGUUUUAUUUGUAAUGCGUUGGCGCAAUAUCCAAACAAAAAAUCGAGAAACCUUAAAAUAAUAAAAUAUACAAAGGAGUACAAUUGUGUUCUGAGCUUUUCAGCUGCCAGCACAAGGAGAAACCCCCACCUUCAGAUAGUAUGGACAGUGAUACACACUCGGGUCCAGAGCUGGACUACACACACACUGAUACACACGGCAAAAGUGAAUUUGACGUCAAUGCUGAAGCUGAUGCCAGUGGAGAUGAAGCAGAACACAAAGAUGCAUUUAGUGGAGCAGCAGGGAGCCCCGAUGAACGCUUCCGUACGGAAAAAAGAGCACCAUCAAGCGGAAGCACUUCCACGCAGCCCAAGCUGGAGGGAGACCUCUAUGUGCACAGUGUACUGGACUGUGAGUGUGACGCCAUAGUGUGCCAGUUCAGCCCUGAUGGGUCUCUUCUUGCUGUUGGGCUGAACAACGGGACAAUUAAGGUGUUCAGUGUUGACACUGGCAGUGUUGUCCAAGCCCUGAGGGACAGCGAGAGCAUCCUGUCCUCUCUGCCCGUGACAGCACUGCGGUUCUUUGUCAGCUCGCUGUCUCACACCCUCCUGCUGGCCACCUAUGCCAGUGGCACUGUGAAGUGCUGGUAUGUGUGGGGAGGAGAGCUUUUGUGGGAAAUAAGAGAACUCAAAUGGACCGGUGGAUGGGAAGAGGGGCAGAGUCAGAGGCAGACCUUCUCUCUGUCCGUCUCCUCCUCGGGAGAGAAAGCACUCACCGGGGGGUCCGAUGCUGCCAUACACCUGUAUGACCUUCACACUCAUCAGAGACUACUUACUUGUAGUGCAAGUUCUGCAAAGACAGUUAUGGAUGGUCACAGGUUCCGUGUUUUUGCUGUGACCUUCCACCCAGAGAAGGAGAAGGAGUUUAUUUCCGGAGGCUGGGAUAACACCAUACAGUUUUGGGACACCAGACAACAGCACGCUGUCAGGAUGCUCUCUGGUCCACAUAUCUGUGGCGACGCUCUCGAGAUUGACCCAGCGGCCAGUCAGAUUCUUUCCGGAUCCUGGAGGAAAGACAACACCCUCGAGGUGUGGGAGUAUGGUUCCGGGCGAAAAGUGUGCGAGGUGCCUAAUGACCCCCACGGACAAAGCAGAAUCUACACUUGCCAUUGGCUGGGACACGAUCACAUUUUGGCAGCUGGUAGCCAAUCGAAUAUGCUGAGAAUCGUCAACCGCCACACACUGCUGUCCGUUUCCAGGCUGCUUGAUUUGCCAUCAGCCAUCUUCAGUUCCUGUGUCUGUCCUCAGGGAAGGUGGAUGGGGUUCAUUGCGGCCACUUCAGGAAACAGAGUCUUUCUGCUAGACAGGAAAAGCCUUCAGUCAACAAGAUAGGAUUAUGUUCUGUCCCACAGGGAAAAAGGGGGGGAAUCUUGAAAAUUUCAACAA
Molecule: messenger RNA, 2203 nt
Organism: Scleropages formosus (Asian bonytongue)
Lineage: Eukaryota; Metazoa; Chordata; Actinopteri; Osteoglossiformes; Osteoglossidae
Product: WD repeat-containing protein 5-like
Exons: 11
Coding region: 920-2149 (409 amino acids)
Molecular function (GO): protein binding
Source: RefSeq, a predicted model, not a curated record